Messenger RNA from Perkinsus marinus ATCC 50983, 156 nucleotides. RefSeq lists its product as hypothetical. The transcript has 2 exons. Bases 1 to 156 code for a protein of 51 amino acids. The record is from RefSeq and is a predicted model, not a curated record. NCBI's taxonomy places the organism in Eukaryota, Perkinsozoa, Perkinsida, Perkinsidae.
AUGUCUCUGAUCGAACAACUCAUUCGGUGUAAGAGGAUCUACUGCAUGUGGAUCACCUACUGCCACUACUUCGUCUUUUUCACUUCCCGUGUUAAACAACGAUCGAGAACUAGGUUCUCCUCUGAUGGUAUCCAUUCAACUUUGACAUCUAAUUGA